AUGAAAUUACUCCAUAGGACCAAGUCAUCAGGCUGGCUGCCACCUGGCACCUGCAGCAGUGCACAUGGACCCCCCAAUGGAUGGGACAUGGCCACCAAUAGAGACGGGCGAGACUUCUACAUCAACCACGUGUCCCAAAGCAGCUCCUUGGAGGAGGUUCGUCUGGACGGGGACACGUUUGUACCUCCGGCCCCCCGUAAGGUGGAGAUGAAGCGAGAUCCAGUCCUGGGCUUCGGCUUUGUGGCAGGCAGUGAAAAACCAGUGGUGGUUCGGUCAGUCACACCAGGAGGUCCCUCUGAGGGCAGACUGACCCCCGGAGACGAGAUCAUCAUGAUUAACGACGAGCUGGUCAGCUCCGCCCCCAGGGAGAUGGUCAUUGACCUCGUCAGGAGCUGCAAAGAAUCCAUUGUUUUGACAGUGGUCCUACCGUACCCAUCACCCAAAUCUGCGUUCAUCAGUGCAGCCAAAAAGGCCAAGUUAAAGUCUAAUCCAGUGAAAGUCCGCUUCGCAGAGGAGGUCAUCAUUAACGGUCAAGUCCCGGAAUCUGUGAAGGACAACUCUCUGCUCUUCAUGACAAAUGUCCUGAAGGUUUACCUGGAGAACGGACAGACGAAAUCCUUUAAGUUUGACAGGAACACAUCCAUUAAGGAUGUCAUCUUGACCCUGCAAGAGAAGCUCUUCAUUAAGAGUAUUGAACACUUCUCACUGAUGCUGGAGCACAGACACGAGGGCUCGGCCAGCAGACUCAUGCUCCUCCACGAGCAGGAGAUGUUAACUCAGGCAACACAGAGACCAGGGGCGCACAAGAUGAAAUGCUUCUUCCGCAUCAGCUUUGUCCCAAAGGACCCCAUUGACCUCCUCAGGAGAGAUGCAGUGGCGUUUGAAUACCUCUAUGUUCAGAGCUGUAAUGACGUGGUGCUGGAGAGAUUUGGGUCAGAGCUGAAAUACGACACGGCCCUGCGUCUGGCUGCCCUGCAGAUGUACAUCCUCACUAUUAACACCAAACAAUCGCAGAAAGUCUCCCUCAAGUACAUUGAGAAGGAGUGGGGUUUGGCACUGUUCCUCCCUCCUGCAGUACUAUCCAGUAUGAAAGAGAAGAACAUCAAGAAAGCCCUAACACACAUUCUCAAAACCAACCAGAAUCUGGUACCUCCUGGAAAAAAGCUGUCAGCAUUGCAGGCCAAGGUCCACUAUCUGAAGUAUCUCAGUGACCUGAGACUGUAUGGAGGGCGGGUGUUUAAAUCUAUACUGCUGCAAGGAGAGAAGCACACAGAGGUGACUCUACUAGUGGGUCCCAGGUAUGGCAUCAGUCAUGUGAUCAACACCAAGACUAACCUGGUGGCGCUGCUGGCGGACUUCAGCCACGUCAACCGUAUCGAGAUGUACACAGAGGACGAGAAGAACGUCAGGGUAGAGCUACAUGUUCUGGAUGUSAAGCCCAUCACUCUACUAAUGGAGUCCACUGAUGCGAUGAAUCUGGCCUGUCUGACUGCUGGAUACUACAAACUACUGGUGGACUCUCGUCGUUCCAUCUUCAACGUGGUCAAAACAGGGAAUGUAGUCAACACCGGCCAUGACUCCAGAGUAAAGCAGGUCUACCAGGCCAUAGAGUGGACAUACAGCGCUUCCUUUAGGGGAUGUGAGGAGCACCAGCACCACAACAACCAGCGCUGCAUCAGAGAGCCCUCCACCAAUAGAGACACAGACUACAUGGACCCUGGCUAUAUCACUGAGAUCCAGCAGCCGCCCCAGUACUGCAUGCAAAUGGCAGAGAGGGUGGAUGCCAGAGGGGGGACCAGUGGUCCAACACACCCCCAACCCUACCUCUGUGUCCCCAGGCCCAAACCCCAGGACUCCCCCCGCAGCGUCAAGGUCUCCUUCACCUUCGGGGAUCCUCCGUUAGACAGUGUGGACCCCCAGAACCUGGGCUACCAGAGGCUGAUGGAGGAAGGCCCAGAGGUUCUACACGACCCCAUGUAUGAGCGACUAGAUGAGGACUACAACAGCAGGGAUCCCAUGGGGAUGGCCGGGGAGGGAUAUCCUUACGCUGACAAAAUCUUCGGCAUCACCGAGUGCAGUGAGGAGCCGCUGCUGCACGACAUAUGCUAUGCGGACACCACAGACGCGGACGAGGACGAGGAGGACAUCAGCUGCGAGGAGGACAUGGGACUGAUGGGGGAUCUGGACAAGGCUAGGUUCCUCACGCUCUCUGGGUCCAGCGAUGACAUCAUCGACCUGACCUCCCUGCCCCCGCCAUGGGAGGGUAAGGACGAGAAAGAUAACGAAGAUGUGUUGCUUCACUCCCUCAACCUGGCCAUCGCAGCCCCGCCCCCAGGCUUCAGGGACCGCUCUGAUGAGGACGAGCAGCACGGGGGGGCCCGGUUGCCUGUCAAGAAGGGCCAGGGGACCCGUGAUAAUAUCCCAGUGUCCCUCAUAAACUCAGUCACCACACAGGUGGAGGAGGGCCUUGAGGGGGCCCUGGACGAAGCUGUGGUGUCCACAUUACAGGCCCUGGAGGCCCUGGCAGCUUCUGAGGAGCAGAGCCCAAAACCACAGUCAGAAAAUAGCACAGGUAUAGAAAUAUCAAGGGCAUUUAGCCCCGAGUCCUCGUCAGACUCUGGCAACGAGACUAACUCCUCUGAGAUGACAGAGAGCUCAGAGCUGGUCGCUGCCCAGAAACUCUCUGAAACCCACCUGAGACUGUAUGUGGCCACCACUGAGGGCUACCACACUCUGACUGAGGAGAAAAUAGAGUUUCCUGUAACACGGUAUGAGGACGGGACGGCCCUGGCCAUACAGCACGACCCUCAGGAGACCCAGGGGGAGGAGGAGGAGGAGAAGAAGAAAGAGGAAGGGGCCAAGUCCUCGGGUGUGUCAUCCACCCAGAUCCUCUACUCAGAAAGGGGAGAGAUGGAGCCAGAGACCAUGGAGACCAAGUCCCCCACCGACUACUUUAGCAAACUGCACAUGGGCUCUUUGAUGAGCAAGCAGCCAGGAAAGCACAGUGACCCUGAGGGCAGGAUUCAGGGAGAUACCAGUGACUCAAGAGAAAAACGAAACAGCAAAGUCCACUCAAAUAGAGGGGAGCCACCCAAAUAUAAUGCUAUUGUAAGGGAAUCUCCAUACAUGAACCAAUUCGAGUUGGGCCGAACGCCAUAUCCGUAUCGAGAGAAGCCCCCAAGAUAUCACCGGCCGCCUGAAAACAAAGUGGCCAACAAUCUUUCCCCAGACUGUGUGAAUGACUCACAAGCCUCCCUCUCUGACAGGGUAACAAUUAAGGGAGACAAGCAGGACUGGGAUGAGAGGAGCCAGCAGUUAGAGGUUUCACACUCCCUCUCUCUCGCCAAAUACCCCCACAGUACCCAGGAAGCCAAUUUACCCGGCAGCGACCGGCAGCAGCAGCAGUCGAGGAUCCCCUCAGCCGAGCAGGAUGUCACACGGCUCUAUGAGUACCACCUUAGUAAGCACAUGCCAUCGUUACAGAGCAGCGAGGGUGUCCACUCCCUCCAGAGCUCACAGUGUUCCUCCAUAGACGCUAGCUGCAGUACAGGAAGCAGCAGAUGUGUCACGCCCAUGGACUCCCCCCUCUGCGCCGGAGAAAACAUGCAUCUACUGUCGGAGUGUUCCCUCAAGGGAAUGGGCCAUAUGAGUUGGGAGGAGAAGGCCUAUGGCACCCAAGGCCAGGCCACACAGCAAGGCAAGGCUAGACAUCAGACCAUGGACCCAACCCUGCUGAGGAAGAUCCACGCAGCCACCAGUGCUGAGCCUGGGUUCAGUACCAUACGAGGAGAGCCUGGGUUCAGUACCAUACGAGGAGAGCCUGGGUUCGGUACCAUACGAGGAGAUGACUGCCAACGGAUGCCCAAGAUCAAAGAAACCACAGUGUAGCUUGUACACAGCUGGAGACGGCUGCUGGGAAAGACUCCUCUUCAGCUCUCUCUGAGGUCAACUCCGCCGCCACCACCACCAACUCACCACCAUCAUUCACCAGUAGCAGCAGCACGUCCAGAGUCCAGUGUUCCCAGUGUGCCAAAGCAGCAGGGGUGCCACAGCCCUGAGUCCCUCCCAUACUGCACCCAGGCAUUCCUCUCAAGCUUACACCCAUGUGAACGUAUCACAAGCAGCCUCAGGAGUCGGAUGCUGAGGAGGAGCUGGAGCAGCAUCACGCCGGGCUCUGGGAGCCUCGAAGCGCUGCUGGAAAAAACAAAAGCCACUCUGAACGGGUGGAGCGCCCAGAGAGUCCAGUCACCCGACGACCCCACCAAGCCACAGAGGGGAGAUUUGCUUUUUCCAAGACACUUUCCAAGAGCUUGUCUCAGGGCUCAGUAUGGUCUGUUAGAUCAGUUAGCUCUCAGUCACGGGAUGCCAAGCAGCUCCGGGCCAUGCCACUACCCAGACUGCACCGCAGGAGGUGGUGGAUGUGCCUGGAGGAGGUGCCACUCAAUGCUUCCCCAAGAGGAAGACCAACAUGGUUGGGGACGAUGUAGAUGAAGGGGGAGAAAACCCCAUCCCACAGCCGUUCUCUGGAGGUCAAAGGAUCCAAUCACUCCCUACCGACCUCAGUGUUGAGGUAGAGAACACAAUCUCUCUAUACACCUCUGGAGCUGAACCCUCCACUGUGGCUGAACACCUCAACAUGGCCAGUGUUGUGACUUUGAGUGACAUGAGUCUGGGAACAAUGCUGGCCCAUGUGAACUCACUGAAGGGAAGACUUACAGCCUCCCCAAGGGGGUCCCAGACACACAGAGAGAUGCCCUUUAGAUAAUGGCCCUAAUGCGCUCCAGUGUAGGUCAGGGAAGGGGCCAGAGAGAGAUCCAGAGAUCAGAGGUCAGGUAGCCCGACCUGUGGAGAUUCAGCCAGUUGCUCUCCAUGGAGGCCCUAGAGCGAGGCAGCGCCUGUAGUCACAUGGCCCUGGUGCACCCUGCUCACCCUGACUCAGUUUCCACAUGCUCUGCUGCUUAACAAAGGCCUGCAUGUCACUGGUGGAGGGCUUUAGCUAUGAGAGCCGGCAGAGCGAGCUGGUCGCCAAGGUGGACGAGCUGGUCGCCAAGGUGGACGAGCUUGUCGCUAAGGCGGACGAGCUGGUAGCCAAGGUGACGAGUUGGUAGCCAAGGUGACGAGUUGGUAGCCAAGGUAGACGAGCUGGUAGCCAAGGUGGACGAGCUGGUAGCCAAGGUGACGAGUUGGUAGCCAAGGUAGACGAGCUGGUAGCCAAGGUGGAAGAGCUGGUAGCCAAGGUGGACGAGUUGGUAGCCAAGGCGGACGAGCUGGUAUCAGGUGGCUGAGGUGGUAGCCAAGGUGACGAGCUGGUAGCUAAGGUGACGAGCUGGAUCCAAGCAGGUGACGAGCUGGUAGCCAAGGUAGACGAGCUGGUAGCCAAGGUGGACGAGUUGGUAGCCAAGGCAGACGAGUUGGUAGCCAAGGCAACGAGCUGGUAGCCAAGGUGACGAGCUGGUAGCCAAGGUGACGAGCUGGUAGCCAAGG
Salvelinus sp. IW2-2015 is the source of this 5484-nucleotide messenger RNA. RefSeq names its product FERM and PDZ domain-containing protein 4-like. Gene Ontology annotation, cellular component: cytoskeleton. Gene Ontology annotation, molecular function: protein binding. The record is from RefSeq and is a predicted model, not a curated record. Lineage: Eukaryota; Metazoa; Chordata; Actinopteri; Salmoniformes; Salmonidae.